AUGUCCUCGAAUGAUCUCAGAAGACAUGACAGACCACCUUUCCUUCAAAUCGAUCCACCUCACCCAGCCGAUGUACCAUUCUAUUUACAUGAAAGACCAUAUUAUCCUUCACUUUAUCCGGAAUCUGUCGAUUACGAUUACGCACCUGCCGGAAUCGGAGGCAACGGCCUUGCUCCUGCUGGCGUGAUCGGUGGAGUUGGAGUGGCUCUGAAAGCACUCAAAGCCACAGCAGCUUUGAAAGGCCUCAAACUACUCGGAAUUCCUCUCGGACUCCUUGGCAUUGCAGCAUUGAGCGGGAUAAUUCCACCAACCGCAAUUGGAGGAAUCAAUCUGCCAUUUCAAGGCAAAAGAAAGAAGAGAAGUUUGCCAUUAUCAGAUGCAAGAUUAAGGAUGCCAUUGAAGUUCGAAGAGCACCUUUAUAAGAAACCCUUCACUAUAAAGAGAAAAACGAUUCUACGGUAAAUGAAGGAAUAGGACAUUUUCGAAGUUUUAUUGUAAAGUUCAUAC
This is a messenger RNA of Uloborus diversus, 507 nucleotides long. RefSeq lists its product as uncharacterized. The transcript is spliced from 2 exons. NCBI's taxonomy places the organism in Eukaryota, Metazoa, Arthropoda, Arachnida, Araneae, Uloboridae. The record is from RefSeq and is a predicted model, not a curated record. The coding region runs from base 1 to 462 and encodes 153 amino acids.